AUGGAUAGACUGGCAACGCUAAUAUCUCUCUCAAAAGUGUCAACCAAUUUUAAGCCAACCUAUGCAAACCAGUUGCUGACGGACGGCCUGAUAAAGAAACUGAGCCAUCGGAGGACUCGAUACGGAGGCAACCUCCGUUACUGCGUCCGAGCGAACGCCUACUGUCCAGGCUGUCUCACUCCGAAAGCCUGCGAUCCGGACGCUUAUUGGCAGUUCGCAGCCCUUUUCGAUCCCAUUCUGUUAAGCAUUAAUCGGAUAGAUUCCUUCUGCCAUCCCAUGGCUCCUAGUUAUGGACAGUUGAGGAAGAUCCCGAGCUCUCGAAUGUUGCCUGUAAUCUCCUACAGAGUUCGUUUCUCGCGCAAUCUGGCUGAUUAUCCCUUUUAUCCCCUGAUGACGAAAGCUCACUUUCAAAAUAUAGAGCGGAGAUGCAAGUCAGUACUCCUUAGCUGGCCGGAUGAACCUGCGGGAACCUACUACACGAUGGAGGACAUUAAGGCAGGCAAGUGUCGACUUCCACGCAAAUUCUUACCCAAUCCAAACAACUCUGCGCAAAAGAUCAGCGGCACGGAACGCCAUUGGCCGUACGGUCGAGGUGUUUUUGUGGCCCAUAACAACACAGCCGCCUCGCAGCUGGUCGUGCAGGUGAACAUUGAGGAUCACUUGCGCGUGAUCUGCCUUGACCUGACCGGUGAAAGGCUCCAUGAGGCCUACGGUCGUGCAGUUAAGAUGAUGCAGUGGUUAGAUAAAAUGCUCACAUUUUCCAAAAAGACCGACUAUGGUUUCCUAAGUCCGAUUCCUUUCAGUGUGGGUACCGGCCUCCGGGUGAGUGCCCUGCUUUCACUACCCAAUCUCCUGUCCGACAAGGAAGCCCUCUAUCAGGCUUGCUUGCAGGCUGGUGUGCGAAUUCGCCCCGGUGAUGGCAUUGGAACCCCGCUGGUUGACUCCAUCUGCGACGUGAGCCCAAUCGCCGGCCUUUGUGUGACCGAGUACAAAAUUGUCUCCAUCUUUCCAGGUCGGCUGAAACGUUUUUUGUUAAACGAGAGCAGAACACAGACGUCUAAAGUACUCAAUAACAAUUGCCUUGUCAGGGAAAAUAAUUGUCUCUUCAGAGCCUUCAUCCUCGGAGAACGCUUGUUUUGA
Molecule: messenger RNA, 1140 nt
Organism: Dibothriocephalus latus
Lineage: Eukaryota; Metazoa; Platyhelminthes; Cestoda; Diphyllobothriidea; Diphyllobothriidae
Source: the annotation of a GenBank genome assembly